Messenger RNA from Parastagonospora nodorum SN15, 801 nucleotides. RefSeq lists its product as hypothetical. The transcript has a single exon. Lineage: Eukaryota; Fungi; Ascomycota; Dothideomycetes; Pleosporales; Phaeosphaeriaceae. The record is from RefSeq and is a predicted model, not a curated record. The coding region runs from base 1 to 801 and encodes 266 amino acids.
AUGAUACCAAUGGGGAUUCCCGGUUUUCUUGGAUACUACAGGGGUCGUGGUGGAACCCGUGGUGGCAGACGAGGACAUCACACACGUCUACGACAACGAAGCAAGGCGCUGUACAUGCUCUACAAAACACUCUCGUCACGUCUAGACCUUUGCGGCAUAGUCAAGACGGCGAGUCUGGAUGUUGUUGAUCGCAAUAUCGCUGUCUCUAUCCCAUUUACAAGUGUGUUCCCCGGUGGCUUGCCAUUCACUUCGAACUUGGACAUGACCCUGCCCGAACCAACUGUUGCAGGCGCCUUGAUCCAACAAAUACACUCACUCAAGCGACUAAGUCUGCGACUUUACGAAGCCGCCCCCAACUCUUCCGAUGAACACGCUUAUUUCAUGCCCCAGUGCCUCCGUGCACUAUUUCCCAGAUUCUCUAGCCGAGACACACAUUGCGCGCCGUUUACAGGCUUGCAGAAGCUCAAGACUUUAGAUUGGAGUGGCCGAGAGUUCCUCUGGAUACUCGCAAAGUCACCAUACUUGCUUGAGCUUAGACUGUCGUCGAGUUGUCAGGUUCUGCCCGACAAAUCACCACACGAGACGAAGGAAAGCCUUCAGUUCCUCCGAUACGUCAGCCGCUCGUCUAUCUUUAGCCAUGGCGUCCACUACUCCGAAUAUCUGCAGCCAUUUCUCGCCCAUUUUACUUCACUCCAGCGUCUCGAAUUGAUCAUCGAUGACAGCAACGUGAACGAAGCCUCGGGACAAGAUAUCUCCUUCCAGAAAGAGGGUAUUCUUUCAAUUCUGCUCCAGAAAGCGUAA